AUGGCUGAGGAGAACGAGACUUCAUCGUCCACUAUGAAUAUCAAAUUGGAGUCAUUGGUUUUGGAUGAGUCCAACAAACAAGGAGCACUCGGCCUUACAAACUCCACCAUUGAAGCGGUUACGUCCGGGGACACUCCAUAUACCUCGGCCAAGAGAUUCGAAGACUUGAACUUGUCGCCUGAAUUGCUCAAGGGGCUUUAUGUUGAGAUGAAGUUUGAGCAACCUAGCAAGAUUCAGGCUAUCAGCUUACCCAUGAUCUUAACUCCUCCUUACAACAAUUUAAUAGCUCAAGCUCAUAAUGGAUCCGGGAAGACCACUUGCUUCGUGCUUGGUAUGUUGAGCCGAGUUGAUCCCGAUGUCCCUCAACCUCAGGCUCUCUGCAUUUGCCCCACCAGGGAGUUAGCCAUUCAGAAUAUGGAAGUGCUUCUGAAGAUGGGGAGGUUCACUGGGAUAACCUCAGAAUUAGCCUUACCAUCUGAUCAAGCAAACUACAUGCCAAUACAAAAGAGGCCACCUAUUACAGCGCAAGUAAUCAUCGGCACACCAGGCACAAUCUCUAAAUGGUUGCAGCUCAAGAAAUUGGGUUUGAGUAAAAUGAAGAUUCUUGUGUUCGAUGAGGCAGACCGCAUGUUGGCAAUGAGUGGAUUCCGAGAUGAAUCAAUCAAGAUAAUGAAGGCUAUUGCUAAAUCCACUUCCAAUUGCCAGGUCCUGUUAUUCUCGGCUACCUUUAAUGAUGUUGUGAAGGGCUUUUCAUCCAAGAUAGCUGGAGAGAUCUUUCAAGGACAACCUAAUCAAAUGUUUGUCAGAAAGGAAGAACUAUCUCUGGAGUGCGUAAAACAGUACAAGGUUCAUUGUCCUGACGAGCUUUCAAAGAUCAUGGUGAUUAAAGACCAAAUACUUGAACUUGGAGAGAGAGUGGGGCAGACAAUUGUGUUUGUCAAAUCCAGGAAUGUUGCAUCUAUGUUGCACCAAGCUUUGGUCAAACAUGGCUAUGGGGUGACUACGAUCCAAGGUGCUCUGACUAUAGAGGACAGGGACAAAAUCAUAAAAGAGUUCAAAAAAGGUCUGACCCAUGUUCUAAUCGCAACUGAUGUUCUUGCUCGAGGUUUUGACCAGGAACAGGUAAAUUUGGUCAUCAAUUUUGAUCUACCUGUGCAAUAUGGUCGUUAUUCUGAGCCUGACAAUGAGGUUUACUUGCACCGGGUUGGUAGAGCUGGGCGCUUUGGCCGCAAAGGUGCUGUGUUCAACUUGCUUUGUCUUGACAGCGAUGAUAUGAUUAUGGACAAGAUUGAGAAACACUUCAACUCUCAGAUUACUGAGGUGGCUCCUUGGAAUAGUCAGGAAGCAUUCGAGGAUGCUCUACGGCGAGCUAGGCUAUUGUGAUUAUGUUUUGAGCAGAUAUUUUUUUAUUGUCAACUGGGAAUGCAUGCUUUGGUCCCCCAACAAAUUUCCGAUUUAG
This is a messenger RNA of Salvia hispanica, 1459 nucleotides long. RefSeq names its product DEAD-box ATP-dependent RNA helicase 38-like. Lineage: Eukaryota; Viridiplantae; Streptophyta; Magnoliopsida; Lamiales; Lamiaceae. The record is from RefSeq and is a predicted model, not a curated record. Gene Ontology annotation, molecular function: RNA helicase activity; nucleic acid binding; ATP binding.